AUGCGCCGAUUCUUCAAGGCAAAUAACUUCAUCGGAACGCUACGUUUCAUGUACUACAUUGCAAAAGUUUUCGGACUUAUUUCGUUUACUGCAUCGUUCGAGGUGGCCGCCAUUCGGCGCAGUUUUAAGGACGUGCUCGUGUUUGUUGCGUUUAUGUUUUUCAACAGUUUUCUAGUCUUUAAGUCGGGCAUUCCCCCACAAAGGGACAGUCCUGCAUACUUUAACUCUUCGCUCAUCGAAUUCAUCCUCAGCUUGUUUCUCACGCUUCAGUUAGUUGCAUUGCUCGGCAUUCCGAUAGCGAACUAUGUCCAGGCCUACAAGUACCAUAACAUGAUUGAACUCAUCAUGGAGGUGGACAUGGGAUUGGAGCGACUUGGCUGCGUACACGACUACAGCGCAGAGUAUUUCCUGAGUACAAUGUAUAUAAUCAUUUCGCUGGUUCUGCAGUUAAGUUGUCUUACGGGAACGGCCUUUACAAAUCCUUUCCUGGUUGAUUUUGAUACCGGCACCAAUUUCUCAUCGCUGGUGAGUUUUGUCAUGUGCAAUUUAGUGUACAUCAUGACCAGCUGCUUUUGCUGUGUAUCUCUUUGGGCAAUGGUGCAUCGGUAUCACAAAAUUAAUGCUACCUUUUGCUUGUACUUUCAUACCGAUGUGCAGUCGAAGAAUCGGCUACUACCAUUGUCCGAAAAGGAAACUAUCAAAUCCAUCGCGAUGCUGUACAUGAAGCUCGGAAAUGCUGUGCAAAUAUUCAAUCGAUGCUUCUUCAUUCACAUGUUCUACAUCAUUGCCAGUGCUUUUGGUCUUAAUUUAGUAUCCGUUUUUACCAUUGCGCACGUAUAUUUAGCUGGCAACAACUAUGAUCACAUCGAUCCGAUCAUGAUUUCUCAACUCUUUCUUAGCGCUUUCUUUAUACUUAUUAUUCUACAAGUCAUGUUUGCCGGGAACUUAAUGCACAAAAAGGCAAAGCAAACAGCAAUAUUACUACACAAAGCAGUAAUCUACAAUGAUUGUAGCUCAAUCAUCAUAGAGCAACUUCGAUCAUUCUCCAUCCAACUAUCUCACGACAUACCAAAAGCUUCUUGCUAUUUCUAUGACAUUGACUGGAGUUUUCUACUUACGAUGAUUUCCUCGUUUGCUACAUACCUCAACAUACUUGUGCAAUUCGACAUCAUGCAGUUACGAACCUCUAAUUUAAUGAAUAAUAGCUCUCUGAUAGUGCUUUGA
This is a messenger RNA of Anopheles maculipalpis, 1224 nucleotides long. RefSeq lists its product as uncharacterized. Gene Ontology annotation, biological process: sensory perception of taste. Gene Ontology annotation, cellular component: dendrite; neuronal cell body; membrane. The record is from RefSeq and is a predicted model, not a curated record. The coding region runs from base 1 to 1224 and encodes 407 amino acids. NCBI's taxonomy places the organism in Eukaryota, Metazoa, Arthropoda, Insecta, Diptera, Culicidae. The transcript is spliced from 5 exons.